Messenger RNA from Electrophorus electricus (electric eel), 2734 nucleotides. RefSeq names its product DEAH (Asp-Glu-Ala-His) box helicase 15 (gene dhx15). The record is from RefSeq and is a predicted model, not a curated record. NCBI's taxonomy places the organism in Eukaryota, Metazoa, Chordata, Actinopteri, Gymnotiformes, Gymnotidae. Gene Ontology annotation, cellular component: intracellular anatomical structure; spliceosomal complex. Gene Ontology annotation, molecular function: RNA binding; RNA helicase activity; ATP binding.
CCCGGUCAGUGUCAGUAUUGCCGUUGUAGAGGGAAAUAAUUUGGCGCUAGAUACAACAUCCUCCCCGGUAUCUAGCUGCACAGCAUCCAUUACGUCCUGCGUUAGCCAAACAAGAGGCUACUGAAGACGUAAAAACACAUGUAGUAUUUUCACGAACAGCAGCUGCUAUUUUGUACGCGGGGCCGUUUUGUUCUUUGCUCUCCCACCUGAACAUAUUCGCCUUCUCGGGAAUAAUGAUGAGUUCUUAACCUUUGUAAUACGAGAUGUCUAAGCGACAUCGCUUGGAUUUAGGCGAUGAUUACUCGUCGAGCAAAAAGAGAUCUUCUGACGGAAAAGACCGCGAAAGAGACCGGGAUGAGCGGUCGAAAGACCGGGACAGAGAUCGGGACCGGGAGCGCGACAGGGAGCGCGAGCGGGAGAGCAAGGCCGCCAUACUGAACUCCAGCAUGGCGCCUGGCAGCGGCAUGCCCCCGCUUAAGCAGGCGGUCGUGCACCAGCAGGUCAACCCCUUCACCAACCUGCCGCACACGCCACGCUACUACGAGAUCCUCAAGAAGCGGCUGCUGCUGCCGGUCUGGGAGUACAAGGAACGCUUCACCGACAUCAUCACCCGCAACCAGAGCUUCGUACUGGUGGGGGAGACCGGCUCCGGGAAGACCACACAGAUCCCUCAGUGGUGCGUGGACAUGGUGCGGUCUCUGCCAGGGCCCAAGCGGGGCGUAGCCUGCACUCAGCCGCGGAGAGUGGCAGCCAUGAGCGUGGCCCAGAGGGUGGCCGACGAGAUGGACGUCAUGCUGGGCCAGGAAGUGGGCUACUCCAUCAGAUUUGAGGACUGCAGCUCGGCAAAGACCAUCCUCAAGUACAUGACCGAUGGUAUGCUGCUCCGCGAGGCCAUGAAUGACCCCCUGCUGGAACGAUACGGAGUCAUCAUCCUGGACGAGGCUCACGAGCGCACACUGGCCACAGACAUUUUGAUGGGUGUCCUUAAAGAAGUCGUCCGCCAGAGAAUGGACCUGAAGGUUAUAGUCAUGAGCGCCACACUGGACGCUGGGAAGUUCCAGAUUUACUUCGACAGCUGCCCCCUGCUCACCAUCCCUGGCCGAACGCACCCCGUGGAGAUCUUCUACACGCCGGAGCCGGAGCGCGACUACCUGGAGGCGGCCAUCCGGACGGUCAUCCAGAUCCACAUGUGCGAGGAGGAUGAGGGUGACGUUCUGCUCUUCCUCACAGGGCAGGAGGAGAUCGACGAGGCCUGCAAGCGAAUCAAGCGGGAGAUUGAUGACCUGGGCCCUGAGGUGGGGGACAUAAAGAUCAUCCCGCUUUACUCCACGCUCCCGCCCCAGCAGCAGCAGAGGAUCUUCGAACCGCCGCCGCCCCGGAAGCCCAGCGGUGCCAUCGGCAGGAAGGUCGUGGUGUCCACAAACAUCGCCGAGACAUCGCUGACCAUUGACGGCGUGGUGUUCGUAAUUGAUCCUGGCUUUGCCAAGCAAAAGGUGUAUAACCCGCGCAUCAGGGUGGAGUCGCUGCUGGUGACCGCCAUCAGCAAAGCGUCGGCCCAGCAGAGGGCAGGCCGUGCUGGCCGGACGCGCCCCGGGAAGUGCUUCCGCCUGUACACGGAGAAGGCAUACAAGACAGAGAUGCAGGAUAACACGUAUCCUGAGAUUCUGAGGUCCAACUUGGGCUCUGUGGUGUUACAGCUGAAGAAGCUAGGUAUCGAUGACCUGGUGCACUUUGACUUCAUGGACCCACCAGCUCCUGAGACCCUGAUGCGAGCUCUGGAGCUGUUAAAUUACCUGGCAGCGCUGAACGACGACGGAGACCUGACGGAGCUGGGCUCCAUGAUGGCCGAGUUCCCCCUGGACCCACAGCUGGCCAAGAUGGUCAUUGCCAGUUGCGACUUCAACUGCUCCAACGAGGUGCUCUCCAUCACGGCCAUGCUAUCAGUCCCGCAGUGCUUCGUACGCCCCACCGAGGCCAAGAAGGCGGCCGACGAGGCCAAGAUGAGGUUCGCCCACAUCGAUGGGGACCACCUCACCCUGCUCAAUGUUUACCAUGCCUUCAAACAGAACCACGAGUCGGUGCAGUGGUGCUACGACAACUUUGUGAACUAUCGCUCGCUAAUGUCGGCCGAUAACGUGCGGCAGCAGCUGUCGCGCAUCAUGGACCGCUUCAACCUGCCGCGCCGCAGCACGGAGUUCACCAGCCGCGACUACUACAUCAACAUCCGCCGCGCCCUCGUCACUGGCUUCUUCAUGCAGGUGGCCCACCUGGAGCGUACAGGACACUAUUUGACGGUGAAGGACAACCAGGUGGUCCAGCUGCAUCCCUCCACUGUGCUGGACCAUAAGCCUGAGUGGGUGCUCUACAACGAGUUUGUGCUGACCACCAAGAACUACAUCCGCACCUGCACUGACAUCAAACCUGAAUGGCUGGUUAAAAUCGCUCCACAGUACUAUGAGAUGAGCAACUUCCCACAGUGUGAAGCCAAGAGGCAGCUGGAGCGCAUUAUCGCAAAACUCCAAACCAAGGAAUACUCUCAAUACUAAACGCCCUGGUCGGCUUAAGGACAGUAUGAAAAGGACACCCUCAGCUCACUGGGGGGUUUCUUUUCUGAACUCUGGAAGUUGUACAUUCUCAUCCUUCCAACAUUAGGUUGCCAUUUAUAUAUAUAUUUUUUUUCUUUUCUGUUUCAGUUUAAUGUUAAGAUUAUUUUUAUAAAAUGUUGUUUUCUCUG